GAAUACCGUCUGGACGACUGGAACUCUUGCUGCUCUGCCGGUUCGCUCUUCUCGCCCUCGGUCUCCGACGAGGAGAUGGCCCAAGAAGAGCGCUGGUUCAACAGCGACAGCGAUGUGGAUGAGGACGGGGCAAAUUCAUCUGCUGAGGAGCAGCAGCUUCCGUCGCACACGGAGUCCGCGCCGUCACUUCGUGGUGGGCGCCCGCCUCUGCCACCGCCAAAGCAGGUCUGGCAGGCGUCGUCCGCCCCCGCGCUCCCGCAGGCCGGUGACCGGUUGUCGGAUGAGGAGCCAGAAGAGGAGCAACCAUCUUUUGAGACUGACGAGGCCAUGGCUGAGGCAGAAAGAGCACGGCAAGAGGCCGAGGAGGCCAUUCAGCAGGCCCGCUCAGAGCAGCUAAGAGCGAUGCUGGAGGUUGAAGAGACCAAGAAGCAGGCGCGUGCUGAGCAAGAGAAAUUUUUCCGAGAGGCCGAAGAGGCCAAGAAGAAGGCUCGCGAAGAGCAAGAGCAGUACCUGCGCGAAGCUGCGGAGGCGAAGCAGAAGGCUCGCGAAGAGCAUGAGAAGUUCCUCCAAGAGGCCGAAGAGGCCAGCAAGAAGGCCGUGGCCGAGCACAAGAAGGCCACGGAGGAAGCCGAGGAAGCGAAGCUGCAGGCGCAAAGAGAGCAAGAAAGGUUCCUCCAAGAGGCCGAAGAGGCCAAGAAGAAGGCCUUGGCGGAGCAACAAAAGGCCGCAGAAGAGGCAGAGGAGGCAAAGUUGAAGGCUUUGGCCGAACAGCAGAAGGCGGCUGAUGAAGCCGAAGAAGCCAAGCUGAAGGCUUUGGCCGAACAGCAGAAAGCAGCAGAAGAAGCAGAAGAGGCCAAGCUGAAGGCGCGCGCAGAGCAGGAACGGUUCCUCCAAGAGGCCGAAGAGGCCAAGCAGAAGGUGCUGGCGGAACAACAAAGGGCCGCUGAAGAGGCGGAGGAGGCUAAGUUGAAGGCUCUGGCCGAACAGCAAAAGGCGGCAGAAGAAGCUGAAGAAGCCAAGCUGAAGGCGCGUGAAGAGCAAGAAAAGUUCCUCCGAGAGGCCGAAGAGGCCAAGCAGAAGGCUUUGGCGGAGCAGCAAAAAGCCACAAAAGAAGCAGAGGAGGCGAAGUUAAAGGCUUUGGCCCAGCAGCAGAAGGCGGCAGAAGAAGCCGAAGAAGCCAGACUGAAGGCUUUGGCGGAACAGCAGAAGGCAGCCGAAGAAGCCGAAGAGGCCAAGCUGAAGGCGCGUGCAGAGCAAGAAAGGUUCCUCCAAGAGGCCGAAGAGGCCAAGCAGAAGGCUUUGGCCGAACAGCAAAAGGCGGCAGAAGAAGCCGAAGAAGCAAAGCUGAAGGCGCGUGAAGAGCAAGAAAAGUUCCUCCGAGAGGCCGAAGAGGCCAAGCAGAAGGCUUUGGCGGAGCAGCAAAAAGCCGCGGAAGAAGCAGAAGAGGCCAAGUGGAAGGCUUUGGCCCAGCAGCAGAAGGCGGCAGAAGAAGCCGAAGAAGCCAGACUGAAGGCUUUGGCGGAACAGCAGAAGGCAGCCGAAGAAGCCGAAGAGGCCAAGCUGAAGGCGCGUGCAGAGCAAGAAAGGUUCCUCCAAGAGGCCGAAGUGGCCAAGCAGAAGGCUCUGGCCGAACAGCAAAAGGCGGCAGAAGAAGCCGAAGAAGCAAAGCUGAAGGCGUUGGCUGAACAGCAGAAAGCUGCAGAGGAAGCCGAAGAAGCCAAGCAAAAGGCACGCGAGGAGCAGGAGAGGUUCCUCCAAGAUGCCGAAGAGGCCAAGCAGAAGGCCUUGGCGGAACGACAAAAGGCCACGGAAGCAGCAGAGGAGGCAAAGUUGAAGGCGUUGGCCGAGCAGCAGAAGGCGGCUGAAGAAGCCGAAGAAGCCAAGCUCAAGGCACGCGAAGAGCAAGCGAGGUUUCUCCAAGAGGCGGAAGAGGCAAAGCAGAAGGCCCUGGCGGAGCAACAAAAAGCUGCCGAGGAAGCGGAGGAAGCAAAGUUGAAGGCUUUGGCAGAACAGCAGAAGGCUGCGGAAGAAGCCGAAGAAGCAAAGCUGAAG
Messenger RNA from Symbiodinium sp. CCMP2456, 2052 nucleotides. NCBI's taxonomy places the organism in Eukaryota, Dinophyceae, Suessiales, Symbiodiniaceae. The record is from the annotation of a GenBank genome assembly.